GUGUGUGGUAUGCAAUUGCUCGAAUGGUCUGGACUACAAGGCGAUGGGGAAGAUCUUCAAAGGAUUCGAUCAGUCUAGAGCUGAGGCUACUUCGACGAGUUCGAUUGAAUCGAGCAGGAAGUACUUUCAAUGAUUGCACAGCAGAUUAUCGAGUACAACACCGAUUUCAAAUUUUAUAUUACCACGCGCCUGCGGAAUCCUCAUUACUUGCCAGAGAAUAUUCAAGAAAGGCAGACAUUUCAUAGCAGAGAUCCGUCCUCUUCUUCUGCAUCUCAGAGCUGACAAACAUUGACCCGAUGUAUCAGUACUCUCUAGUGUGGUUUAUUCACCUGUACAUCAUGGCAAUAGCCAACAGCGAGCAAACUUCGAACUUGGCUGUCCGGAUAAAAAGCAUGAACACGUACUUCACUGCCAGCAUCUACGGAAACGUGUGCCGGUUCUUAUUUGAGAAGGACAAGCUAAUAUUCUCCUAUGUCCUGUGCGUUGGUCUAAUGCGUGCAGCUCACGAAUUGGAAGAAAAUCUUUGGACGUUCUUGUUAACUGGCGGAGUAGCGUUGGACAAUCCUUUCCCUAAUCCAGAUUCGUCUUGGUUGACUGAUUGACGGCGAAUUAGUAUUCUACAAUUACAGCUCUUCUUAAAUGAUUAUGAAAAAGUGCCUUUUGACGCGCUUCUUUAUCUUACUGGCGAAUGCAAUUAUGGUGGACGCGUUACAGAUGAUAAAGACAGACGUCUAUUGAAUUCCUUACUUCAAGGGUUCUACAAUGCCGCAGUUAUCACUCAGCAAGAAUACUGUUUUUCACCAAGUUGUAUGUACCGUAUGCCUCUAAAUACCGAGCAUCAAGCUUGUGUAGCAUACAUUCGAAGUUUGCCAAUUGAUCAGCACCCCGAGGUCUAUGGUCUACACGAGAAUGCGGAUAUAACGAAGGAUAAUCAGGAGUCUAUGCAACUGCUCGAUGGAGCUUUACUAACACAGCCACAGAUUACUGGUGUUGGGGUCGAGCGAGACGUGGACGCUAUGGUUUUUAAUUUAUGCGACGAUAUUCUAUCUAAAAUGAGAUUGCCCUUCGACGUUGUGGAAGUGGCUAAGAACUAUCCAGUGCUUUACAUGAACAGCAUGAAUACGGUUCUUCGGCAGGAGCUGAUCAGAUUCAAUAACUUGUUGCUCGUUAUUAGAAACACCUUGGCGGACACGCAAAAAGCCAUCAAAGGCUUGGUUCUAAUGUCAGCAGAGUUAGAAGAGGUUUCAACGAGCAUGAGCAUCGGCAAAGUGCCUGGAGCUUGGAAUAAAAGGUCCUAUCCGUCCUUGAAACCGCUCGGAAGCUAUGUAAAUGAUUUAAUUGAGAGAUUAGAGUUCUUUCAAAACUGGAUAGACUUCGAUGCACCAAAUGUGUUCUGGAUAUCCGGUUUCUUCUUUACUCAAUCGUUCCUCACCGGCGUCUUGCAGAACUUCGCGCGUAAAAAUAAAAUUCCAAUCGACAGGGUGGACUUCGAAUUUGAAGUGACUGCAUUCGAAACCAGCGUGAACACUGCACCAUCCUAUGGAGUAUACAUAAAGGGCUUAUUUUUAGAAGGUGCUAGAUGGAAUAGAGAAGAAAAGACAAUAGAUGAGUCAAAGCUCAAAAUAAUGUUUGAUGUUUUACCAAUAAUAUGGCUACAGCCUGGUGAAAAAGCCCAAUUUAUUGCUAAAUCUGUGUAUCAUUGCCCGGUAUAUAAGACAAGCGCAAGACGUGGCGUUUUAGCUACCACUGGUCAUUCAUCCAACUUUGUUUUAUACAUUUUACUUUUGACAAUAGUUAGUGAAUCUCACUGGAUUAAAAGAGGAGCAGCAUCUUUAUGUCAACUUGACGAUUGAUAGAUCUAUAUUUAUAUGAAAAUCAAGGAGAGACAAAUAAAUAGAGAAACACAUAAUAAAAAUUUGUCAAAUAAUAUAAUUGAUAUUGUAACAUUUCAGUAGUUGAUUAAUCUUACGAUCUACUUAUUGAACGGUGUAGUUACAUAUGUACAAUCUGUCUCUGUCUGUUCUGGGGCACUUCAUUUAUGAAUUUAAUCUUGAAUCUCUUAUGUGGGAUAAUGUGUAAUUCAAGACACUUAAUGAAAAAAUUGUUUAUUCAAUGAAAUUUCCAUAAGAAUAGACAGUCAAGAACAUUGUGCCAAUAAUUAUCACAUCGCUGUAUGAUAUUGAUAUUUUUUUUUAGUUGUGUAUAGUUAAAUAUAUGUACAUAUGUGUAUGUUAAA
This is a messenger RNA of Megalopta genalis, 2236 nucleotides long. NCBI's taxonomy places the organism in Eukaryota, Metazoa, Arthropoda, Insecta, Hymenoptera, Halictidae. The record is from RefSeq and is a predicted model, not a curated record.